AUGAAAUAUUCAAAUUUAACAGCAAAUCAGUACAUUUCUCUUCUCAAACAACUUCAUAUGGCAUGCAUAGAUGGAAAUCUCGGACUUGUCAAAUCACUCAUUGAAGGUAAGUGCGAUAAAGAAACAAAAAAUGAAUAUGGAUUUACUCCACUCAUUUAUGCAUCAGAAAAAGGUCAUCUUGAUGUUGUUAAAUAUCUUAUCUCUGUUGGAGCUGAUAAAGAAGCAAAGAAUAUUUAUGGAUCUACUCCACUCAAUUUUGCAUCAAGAGAAGGUCAUCUUGAAGUUGUUAAAUAUCUUAUCUCUGUUGGAGCUGAUAAAGAAGCAAAAGAUAACCAUGAAUCUACUCCACUUAUUUGGGCAUCACAAUGGGGUCAUCUUGAAGUUGUUAAAUAUCUUAUCUCAGUUGGAGCUGAUAAAGAAGCAAAGAGUAAUAAUGGAUAUACUCCACUCAUUUAUGCAUCACAAAAUGAUCAUCUUGAUGUUGUUAAAUAUCUUAUCUCUGUUGGAGCUGAUAAAGAAGCAAAGAAUAUUUAUGGAUCUACUCCACUCAAUUUUGCAUCAAGAGAAGGUCAUCUUGAAGUUGUUAAAUAUCUUAUCUCUGUUGGAGCUGAUAAAGAAGCAAAAGACAAAAGCGGAUCGACUCCACUCAUUUAUGCAUCACAAAAUGAUCAUCUUGAAGUUGUUAAAUAUCUUAUCUCUGCUGGAGCUGAUAAAGAAGCAAAGAGUAAUAAUGGAUAUACUCCACUCAUUUAUGCAUCAAUGAAUGGUCAUCUUACAGUUGCUAGAAAUCUUAUCUCUGUUGGAGCUGAUAAAGAAGCAAAAGACAAAAGCGGAUCGACUCCACUCAUUUAUGCAUCACAAAAUGAUCAUCUUGAAGUUGUUAAAUAUCUUAUCUCUGCUGGAGCUGAUAAAGAAGCAAAGAGUAAUAAUGGAUAUACUCCACUCAUUUAUGCAUCAAUGAAUGGUCAUCUUACAGUUGCUAGAAAUCUUAUCUCUGUUGGAGCUGAUAAAGAAGCAAAAGACAAAAGCGGAUCGACUCCACUCAUUUAUGCAUCAUCGAAUGGUCAUCUUAGAGUUGUUAAAUAUCUUAUCUCUGUUGGAGCUGAUAAAAAUGCAAAGAAUAAUUAUGGAUCUACUCCACUCAUUUAG
Trichomonas vaginalis G3 is the source of this 1149-nucleotide messenger RNA. RefSeq names its product Ankyrin repeat family. The record is from RefSeq and is a predicted model, not a curated record. NCBI's taxonomy places the organism in Eukaryota, Parabasalia, Trichomonadida, Trichomonadidae. Gene Ontology annotation, molecular function: protein binding. The transcript has a single exon. The coding region runs from base 1 to 1149 and encodes 382 amino acids.